AUGGCUGGGAUCAUUCGUCAACAGGACCUCACCUUAUCUGAGUUCUUCGAACUCUAUACGGAUUAUGAAGAGCACACUAGGCUCUACGAGACGAAGUUCAACACAGACUUGGUUACAUAUAGCCAUAGUCUAUCUACUGUCUGGGCAUUUGAGAAGCUGAAGCCCCAAGCUAAACAGUUGCUGGAGCUAAUUUCAUUUCUCGAUCCAGACCUCAUUAAGGAUGAUUUCUUGAUACAGGCAUCAGUAGAAUUAAUCUCAGAGGGGGCACAGUUCAAGAGGAGUAACUACAUUGAGGCACGAACUGAUCUUUUACAGUCAUCUCUGAUACGAAGGGAUAAGCAAAACCGGCAGAUAUCUGUCCGUCGCAUUGUACAAGAUGUAAUCUUGGCAACAAUGGACGCUACGAAGAAACGGUUGAAGUGCGACCAGCUUCUCUGGUCAGCGAUUCCAAAUCCAUCAGAGGCCACCAAUUUGCUCUUUGCAAAAUUACUGACUGAGGCUGCAUGGUACCAGAAGGAGCGUGAACGAACAAAGCAUUUCGAUGGCUUCGAAACUGCUCGCGCCGCGUGUUUAAACAGCUUUCCUUUGGUUUCCAGUAUCUUCAAGGAGCUGGGAACUGCGGACGAGAGGUUGUACCUCGCCUACGCAGAACGAGGGAUCUCACGCAUCCAGGACGGACGGUACAAAGAGGGCGAAGCUAAUCUCAAAAAGGCGCUGCAGAUCCACAAAGAUCUCGGAAAUUACGUUCCCCGGUCAGGUGAGGCCAAUCUGAGCUGGGCUCUUCUCGCGCAGGGCAAGCUUGAAGAGUGCAACACGCUCCUGCUGGAUAGCUUGGCCGGCAGAGAAAAGGCUUUGGGCAAAAAUGAUCGAGAAUCUGUCCGCACUGGGCUGAUUCUUUCUGUACUUGGUAAUCUCCGUGCUGCACAAAGCCAAUUGGAUGAAAGUUUGGAAUUCCAUCACCGAGCGUUGGACCACAUGCGCGCCACGGUUGGCGAUAAAGAUUUCUAUACUGCAAAUGUUGCCCAUAAGGUGGCCGAGCACUUUGCCCGCUUGGGCCGGUGCAAAGAGGCGAUAUCUAUGCUCAACCUGGCGUUGGACAUUUGGUCUGUUGAUCCGACUGCACACAAAAAUGAGAUCGCUCGCAGUACUUUUCUCAAGGGCAAGAUUUUCGAAACAAUGGGCAAAAUGCAGAAAGCAUCUAUCAGCUUAAGGGUUGCCUGUCGUUUGAGGAAGGAAAUCACCCAGGAGGUUCGAGAUGUGAAAAGCUUGACGAUGAAAGACUUUGAUGGGAUUGUUGCUUUUUGGGCUCGUUGA
Molecule: messenger RNA, 1314 nt
Organism: Aspergillus pseudonomiae
Lineage: Eukaryota; Fungi; Ascomycota; Eurotiomycetes; Eurotiales; Aspergillaceae
Exons: 5
Coding region: 1-1314 (437 amino acids)
Molecular function (GO): protein binding
Source: RefSeq, a predicted model, not a curated record